Molecule: messenger RNA, 531 nt
Organism: Cokeromyces recurvatus
Lineage: Eukaryota; Fungi; Mucoromycota; Mucoromycetes; Mucorales; Mucoraceae
Exons: 1
Coding region: 177-344 (55 amino acids)
Source: RefSeq, a predicted model, not a curated record
AAACACCUUAAUUCCACGGGAUUUAUGUGGAAAAGCUAUCCUAAAGAAUUGCAAAAGAUGGUUGUAGACAUUCUAUCAACUUUCUUUUUUCCCUUUUUCCAAAGUUAUUUAGAUUUACAAGAUAGCAUCGAAAAACAACAACUAUACUCACCAGACUCCUUAUUAUUAUUUUUUUCAUGGUAACUGACAAAUUGGUAGAUAGUCUUCAAUUCGUUUCCCAAGAUGCAAUCAAAGCCAUCAAGACCUACAGUCAGCUAUCUGCAAUUCGUGUUAAUCCUAAUGGUCUCAAUCGAUUUUUAGCUUUUUGUUUCUACGCUCAAAUCAUUCGCACACAAUUACAAUAAGGUCUAGCUAUUACUAGAUAGAUUAACUAUUCAUGCUGAUAAACUUAAAGCUGCACAAAAGACUUGCAUCUCUUGAAUCUUUGGUGGUUCCACUUGUUCAACAACAACUACAAUUUUCCAUUUGUUAAAACUUCCAACCUAUACAUGAAUCCUUCAAGCCAAGUUUUUGCUUCAAUCAUAUAGCUUA